AUGCCGUCGAAAGAAUAUGAGGUGGAAAAAAUCGUUGACGAAAAAUUGGACCGACAUGACAAGGUAAAACUUUACAGAGUACGUUGGUUAAAUUACUCUGCUCGAAGUGACACCUGGGAGCCUCCGGAAAACCUUUCGGGUUGUCCUGAAAUCCUUGCUGAAUGGAAUCAGAAGAAGCAAAAAAUUCAAAAAACCGGUACACCAAAAAAGGGGACCAAGUCACCGUCUCGUCCAAAAUCCAAGCAACAUGCAUCACCUUUACGAAAAGAGGCUCGCUCAGACCAUACGAUUUCCGACAAAAAAAAAAAAGAAAGGCCUUCCGAGCAUUCGAUAAGCACUGCUCGUAAACGCGCUUCCUCUCUUUCAUCUGGUCCCGAAAAGCGAUAUCCUCCUGCUACAAAACAUCGUUUGAUCAAAAGUGAUGAUUUGGAAGAAAAACAAAAAGUAGCCAAGGAAGUAUUGGACAACAAGAGAAAUGUCUCAAAUACUUCAAUUUAUUCUUCUUCUGACUCUCAACCCCUCCAUACCACAUCCAUUCCCGCACCAGAUAAGCAAAGUAAUCCUGUGAAGCAAAAUACUUACGAUUGUCUCUCUUUUUACGAAAAAAAGGAACUAUUUCGAGAACGGUUAAGGAAUUUAAAAGGACCAGAAAUAACCUUGGUAAAUGAAGUAGAUGAUGAACCUUGCCCUUCUCUGGAUUUUCAGUUCAUCACAGAGUAUCGGCUUACUGAAGGCGUCACUCCCCCAGAUCCAAAUUUUCAAUCUGGCUGCAAUUGUCCUGCUGAUGGCUGUGACCUAAACGAUUCUUCGCGGUGUGAAUGUCUGGAUGAUUUGGAAGAGCCAAAACAUUUCGCCUAUGAUGCCCAAGGAAGAGUUCGACGCGAUGCCCCCGCUGUCAUUUAUGAAUGCAACUCUUUUUGCUCUUGCCCAUCAUGUUGUCCUAAUCGUGUAGCACAGCGUGGCCGUACUCUUCCUUUGGAAAUUUUUAAAACCAAGGGAAAGGGUUGGGGUGUUCGUUCUCUUCGAUUCAUUCCCUCUGGGAGGUUCAUUACUUGUUAUUUGGGAGAAGUUAUUACUUCCGAAGAGGCCGCUAAACGUGACAAAUAUUAUGAUCAAGAUGGUAUUACUUAUUUGUUUGACUUGGAUAUGUUUGAAGACUCGAGCGUUUAUACCGUUGAUGCUCAAAAUUAUGGUGAUAUUUCCCGGUUCUUUAAUCAUUCUUGUUCACCUAACCUAGCUAUUUAUUCUGUGAUACGUAAUCAUGGAUUUAGAACCAUUUAUGACCUUGCUUUCUUUGCUAUAAAAGAUAUAGAGCCUCUGGAAGAACUCACCUUUGAUUACGCAGGCGUGAGAGAUAACUCUUUACAGUCUUCGCAACAGUGUCAACAAAUGAGGUCUUUUAAAAUACGAAGGAAAUGUAAAUGUGGAGCACUCAAUUGCCGCGGAUGGCUAUUUGGAUAG
Schizosaccharomyces osmophilus is the source of this 1461-nucleotide messenger RNA. It is a transcript of the gene clr4, whose product is annotated as histone lysine H3-K9 methyltransferase Clr4. The transcript has a single exon. Gene Ontology annotation, molecular function: zinc ion binding; protein binding; histone H3K9 methyltransferase activity. The record is from RefSeq and is a predicted model, not a curated record. Gene Ontology annotation, cellular component: nucleus. Bases 1 to 1461 code for a protein of 486 amino acids. NCBI's taxonomy places the organism in Eukaryota, Fungi, Ascomycota, Schizosaccharomycetes, Schizosaccharomycetales, Schizosaccharomycetaceae.